CGCCCCGAAUGGUGUCGCGUCAAUAGCGCUCCGGCUGGAGUUCGCUCGUGCCCGCGGUGAUCCUUCAGAGUCGGACAGAGGAAGAGUCAAGAUGAGCGGCAGAGUUCUGGUCGGAGUUAAACGGGUCAUUGACUAUGCUGUCAAGAUCCGGGUCAAGCCUGACCACACAGGGGUGGUGACGGACGGCGUCAAGCAUUCGAUGAACCCUUUCUGCGAGAUCGCGGUGGAGGAGGCCGUCAAACUCAAGGAGAAGAAGCUCGUCAAGGAGGUCGUGGCCGUCAGCUGCGGGCCUCAGCAGGUUCAGGAGACGAUCCGGACGGCUCUGGCCAUGGGUGCGGACCGUGGCAUACACGUGGAAGUGUCCGGAAAAGACUACGAGACGCUCGGCCCCCUGCAGGUCUCCAAGAUCUUGGCUGCUCUCGCUAAGAAAGAGCAAGCCGAUCUGAUCGUUCUGGGGAAACAGGCCAUAGAUGACGACUGCAAUCAAACCGGACAGAUGACGGCAGCGCUGUUGGACUGGCCCCAGGGAACCUUUGCUUCUGAGGUGAGCGUAGAAGCAGACAAGCUGAAGGUGGUGAGAGAAAUCGAUGGGGGUUUGGAGACCAUUAAGAUCAAAUUGCCAGCCGUGGUGACCGCUGACCUCCGUCUCAACACUCCCAGAUACGCCACGCUGCCCAACAUCAUGAAAGCGAAGAAAAAGAAGAUCGCGAAUGUGAAGCCUGCAGAUCUGGGAGUGGAUGUGAGCUCACGGCUGGAGGUGCUGAACGUCAAUGAACCGGCUCAGAGACAAGCUGGAGUCAAAGUGGAGACGGUCGAUGAUCUGGUGGGGAAACUGAAAGAGGCUGGAAGAAUAUAGAGGAAGCAGAUGCAGGAGCGGUGCAGGCUCACGCCGAAGGUCUCUCAUCGCUGGUGACGGAGCAAACUUUGAGGCCAGUAAAGUCCGGUUCGGCCCCGUCACGAAUCCAGACCAGACCCGUGUAGAUCCUGUAGUACCUGCUCCUCCGUGUGUGACUCUUACGUUCACGUGGAUGCUGAGAGACGCUGCUCCGUCAGCAGCCAUCCGUCCCUCACCAGUUUUUUCAGUGCAUUUCUAGGCAAAGCACAUCAAUAUCGUAGGGAACAUUCUGAAUGCACUAAUAAGCCAUUUUAAGCCGGUUUCAUUGCUCAAAAUCAGAACCGAUCGGACCUUUUUCUGUGAUUCCUGUCAUUUACUGUGUAAUUAAAAAGCUGUUAUCGCUGUAGUAUAGUUAUGCUGUUUAAAUUUUGUUGUUGUUUUUUUAAGGACAGUGUCUCUCAGCAUAACGAAUCACGUUACCUCAAGCGCCUCUGAACGAGUCCUGAUUGUACAGUAUCAUUUGACGGCAAUAAAAAGUUGUCUUUUUCAUAUGCGCA
Puntigrus tetrazona (Sumatra barb) is the source of this 1392-nucleotide messenger RNA. It is a transcript of the gene etfb, whose product is annotated as electron transfer flavoprotein subunit beta. The record is from RefSeq and is a predicted model, not a curated record. Gene Ontology annotation, cellular component: cytosol. Bases 92 to 856 code for a protein of 254 amino acids. Gene Ontology annotation, molecular function: electron transfer activity. The transcript is spliced from 7 exons. Lineage: Eukaryota; Metazoa; Chordata; Actinopteri; Cypriniformes; Cyprinidae.